UUUCCCAGAAGAACUGGCCAACUACGGAAGAGGCAGUCACCACUAGCGCGUGGUCUGUUUUUGUAAGUUAGAUGGUAACUUACUGUACCUUGUGAGAUUCGUAUAACUAAAAACAUGUCUUCGGGUUCGGGGAGCUACGGCCAGUCUGAAGGUCAGCAGAGCUAUGGAUCGUAUAGCUCCCAAGGAAGCCAGAGCUAUGGACAGACUGGACAGAGCUAUGGACAAUCUGACAGUUAUGGUCAAAACUACGGGAGCAGUAAUGGGAGUUACGGACAUUAUCAAGGAGGUUAUGGUCAGGCAGCACAGCAGGGUUAUGGAUCCUCCAGUUAUGAAAAUCAAGGUUCAGGUAGUCAGCAGCCGUCGCAGGGAAGCUAUGGACAGCAGAGCACAGACACUUCAGGAAGCUAUGAUAAAGGAUCGGGAUCUUAUGGCCAACAAUUUAAUUAUAGUCAGCCACCACCACAGCAACAGAGUUCAUAUGGGCAGCAAGGUUCAUAUGGUCAGCCACCACCUCCUCCACCACCACCACCAUCAUCGUCGUCAUCAUCAUCAUCACAGCAGCAAGGUUCAUAUGGUCAGCCACCACAGUCACAGUCGUCACAGCAGCAAGGUUCAUAUGGACAGCCACCACCACCACCACCAUCAUCACAGCAGCAAGGUUCAUAUGGACAGCCACCACCAUCAUCACAGCAGCAAGGUUCAUAUGGACAGCCACCACCAUCAUCACAGCAACAAGGUUCAUAUGGGCAAUGGCAGCAAGGUUCAUAUGGGCAACAUUCUGGGCCACCGCAACAGGACAACUACGGAUAUCAGUCUAGCCCACCGCAACGUGACAGCUAUGGACAGCAGUCUGGCCCACCGCAACGAGACAGCUAUGGACAGCAGUCUGGCCCACCGCAACGAGACAGCUAUGGACAGCAGUCUGGCCCUCCGCAACGAGACAGCUAUGGACAGCAGUCUGGCCCUCCGCAACGAGACAGCUAUGGACAGCAGUCUAGCCCACCGCAACGAGACAGCUAUGGACAGCAGUCUAGCCCACCGCAACGAGACAGCUAUGGACAGCAGUCUGGCCCACCGCAGCGUGACAGCUAUGGACAGCAGUCUGGCCCACCGCAGCGUGACAGCUAUGGACAGCAGUCUGGCCCACCGCAGCGCGACAGCUAUGGACAGCAGUCUGGCCCUCCGCAGCGCGACAGCUAUGGACAGCAGUCUGGCCCUCCGCAGCGCGACAGCUAUGGACAGCAGUCUGGCCCUCCGCAGCGCGACAGCUAUGGACAGCAGUCUGGCCCACCACAGCGUGACAGCUAUGGACAGUAUGGUCGAGAUGAUGAUCGACAUGGUAUGAGUAGAUAUGGAGAUGAUGACAGAGGUCAUGGCAGGUCCCAAGGUGGAGGAGGUAGAGGGCGUGGGGGAUUUGGAUCAGAAGGAAGAGAUCGAUCGUUUGGCAUGGGUGGUGGUGACCGUGGUGGCGGCAAAAAUAUUGGUGGCCAGAGAGAUUUUGGACAGAGGUCUGAUGCAGGUUCUGACCAGGACAAUGCUGAUAACAACACCGUAUUUGUCCAAGGAUUAGGAGAGGAUGUCACUGUUGAACAAAUCGGAGACUUUUUCAAGCAGAUUGGUGUUAUUAAGAUAAAUAAGAAAACUGGCAAGCCAAUGAUUAACUUGUAUACAGAUAAGGCAACAGGCAAAUCGAAGGGAGAAGCAACCGUGUCUUUUGACGAUCCUCCUUCUGCAAAGGCAGCCAUUGACUGGUUUGAUGGGAAGGAAUUCCAGGGUACUGUCAUCAAAGUUUCCUUUGCUACAAGGCGUCCAGAGUUUAUGAAAGGAGGCGUGGGUGGACGUGGAGGUGAGUUUUACUUUUUGUUGGCAUAG
Messenger RNA from Protopterus annectens (West African lungfish), 1872 nucleotides. RefSeq names its product RNA-binding protein FUS-like. The transcript has 12 exons. Gene Ontology annotation, molecular function: RNA binding. The record is from RefSeq and is a predicted model, not a curated record. Lineage: Eukaryota; Metazoa; Chordata; Ceratodontiformes; Protopteridae. Gene Ontology annotation, cellular component: U2-type spliceosomal complex; U2 snRNP. The coding region runs from base 115 to 1872 and encodes 585 amino acids.